GGGGAGACCAGGCGGCUGGGAGACCCAGGCGGUGUUAGGGGUUGCGAGCAGCCUCGCUCAACUGGGGAAUUGGCGGCAAGACUGCCAGGAGGCGGAACCUAGGGCGCUCGGCGACGCGGUCCUGCGGACUGUCGCUAGUGAGGCACCCGCCGGCCCGGAAGGGGCUGAUGCGAACUGGGGCCACGGCAGCCAUCGCGCUUUGCAGUUCGGUCUCCUGGUGUACGGCCAACGCCAAGUAGGGGAUUGCGUUCUCUCCAGUCGCAGACCCUAUCAGAUUUGGAUAUGUCCUUCAUAUUUGAUUGGAUUUACAGUGGUUUCAGCAGUGUGCUACAGUUUUUAGGAUUAUAUAAGAAAACUGGUAAACUGGUAUUUCUUGGAUUGGAUAAUGCAGGAAAAACAACAUUGCUACACAUGCUAAAAGAUGACAGACUUGGACAACAUGUCCCAACAUUACAUCCCACUUCAGAAGAACUGACCAUUGCUGGCAUGACGUUUACAACUUUUGAUCUGGGUGGACAUGUUCAAGCUCGAAGAGUGUGGAAAAACUACCUUCCUGCUAUCAAUGGCAUUGUAUUUCUGGUGGAUUGUGCAGACCACGAAAGGCUGUUAGAGUCAAAAGAAGAACUUGAUUCACUAAUGACAGAUGAAACCAUUGCUAAUGUGCCUAUACUGAUUCUUGGGAAUAAGAUCGACAGACCUGAAGCCAUCAGUGAAGAGAGGUUGCGAGAGAUGUUUGGUUUAUAUGGUCAGACAACAGGAAAGGGGAGUGUAUCUCUGAAAGAACUGAAUGCCCGACCCUUAGAAGUUUUCAUGUGUAGUGUGCUCAAAAGACAAGGUUACGGAGAAGGCUUCCGCUGGAUGGCACAGUACAUUGAUUAACACAAACUCACAUUGGUUCCAGGUCUCAACGUUCAGGCUUGCUCAGAGAUUUGAUUGCUCAACAUGCAUAACUUGAAUUCAAUAGACUUUUGCUGGUUAUAAAACAGAUGUUUUUUAGAUUAUUAAUAUUAAAUCAACUUAAUUUGAGUGAGAAUUGAAAACUGAUUCAAGUAAGUUUGAGUAUCACAAUGUUAGCUUUCUAAUUCCAUAAAAGUAAUUGGUUUUUACAGUUUAUAAUCUGACAUCACCCCAGCGCCAUUUGUAAAGAGCAACUUUCCAGCAGUACAUUUGAAGCACUUUUUAACAACAUGAAACUAUAAACCAUAUUUAAAAGCUCAUCAUGUUAAAUUUUUUAUGUACUUUUCUGGAACUAGUUUUUAAAUUUUAGAUUAUAUGUCCACCUAUCUUAAGUGUACAGUUAAUAAUUAGCUUAUUCAAUGAUUGCAUGAUGCCUUACGGUUUUCAGUAACAUUUUUUCUUAUGCAAACGUCAUGCAAUAAAACAAACUCUAAUGUUUGGCAUCCUUGUUGGGCAAAUGUUUCAUUUAAAUGUGUCUUAUCUAGCUAGUAUACUCUGAAAAUUUGAGUAUUUAAUAUUAGGCAUAUGAAGUGGUUGUUGGGAAAGGAGAUUCCUUCAGAAUAUUUAGAAUAGCGUUUAAGGCUCUCAAGGCUUAGGUAUUUACCAUGAGAUGGUUGUGGUCAGUUGCACCUGAUACCAUGUAUCCCUGAAUCAUGUGUAUUUUUAUUAGUAAUGCUGCCACUACCAUUGCUGAUGGGGUCUGUGUCCUAGUCCCUGUGGGAUUGGCCUUCUGAAGAAAAGCACAUUUAUGGUACACAAGGUUGAUUCUCAGUUUGGUAGGCUCUAUAGUUCCAUCCCAGCUGUCUAAUUCUGAAGUGCUCCAGUCUUAUUGGUGCCCAGUGGGGUAAUCUGUGCCUCUUCCCCAAAAGCAAUGACAGGCACCAGUGUCUCCACAUUUAGAUAUAUUCCCGGUCUCUUUACAUUUAACAGUACUCUCUGGGGCAAGCAAUAAGUAGGACCUUGUGUGCAGUUUCAUUGUAGAGACAUGUAUAUCUGAGGAAUAAAACAGCUUGUUCUGUGUCA
Molecule: messenger RNA, 1980 nt
Organism: Pan troglodytes (chimpanzee)
Lineage: Eukaryota; Metazoa; Chordata; Mammalia; Primates; Hominidae
Gene: SAR1B
Product: secretion associated Ras related GTPase 1B
Exons: 7
Coding region: 283-879 (198 amino acids)
Biological process (GO): intracellular protein transport
Molecular function (GO): GTPase activity; GTP binding
Source: RefSeq, a predicted model, not a curated record